AUGGCUGAAGCGCAAGUGGAAGCUUCUGCAGGGACAACGGGCGAGUACAAGGGCAAAACAGCAGUGGUAGUGGGCGCGGGGCCCUCUGGUGCCUGUGCCGCAAGCUACCUGGCUCGUAGGGGCUUUCGAGUAAAGGUGUUCGAGCGCAGGGGCGACCCUGAGGUGGUGCCCAUCACAAGCCACCGGUCGAUCAUCAUCACCCUGCGUCAGGAGACCAUAGCUGCGAUGGAGGCCCUAGGAGUGGAGUUCCCGCCAGAAGAGGAUGAAGCUGGCUUCAGUGGCCUCACGCGCUUCCGGGGGGUGGCCUGGUGUGGCGAGGGGGGCAUCAAGAAGGACGCCCCCUUGCAGGGCCGGCGGUCUAUCCUGGCAGAGAGGUUUGCCAUCGCACGGGCAGUGCUGAGAGCCGUGCGGCAGGAGCACCCCAUGGCUGUACAGUGCUUCUUUGACCACCAGUGUCAGGUGCCUCCCUGGGGGCCCCUAAAGGCCAUCUUUGCUGUUUUCAGUUUUGGUGUUUCAGGUGCUUCUGGUGUUUUCAGCAUUGUUGAUGUUUCCUGUUUUGCCACAAGUUCACGCAGAGGUGCAGUGCUUGUUUGGUUGCAGGUAUCACACAAGUAG
Ostreobium quekettii is the source of this 615-nucleotide messenger RNA. The record is from the annotation of a GenBank genome assembly. Lineage: Eukaryota; Viridiplantae; Chlorophyta; Ulvophyceae; Bryopsidales; Ostreobiaceae.